GGGACGCGGACAUCUAUCGGUCUAUCGAUGCGAUUUGUUUUGGACUUUUUUUGUGAUAUAACAAACGAAAAGAAUAGCGUAUAAACAAAGCCUAGAGCCAUGUUUCAGCAUGGCCAACUGCUCUGGCGACAACUCUCACGCAAUCUCCACACAACCUGCAGCUCAUGGCAACUGAACUACUACGAUGCCCUUGGCAUUGGGAAGAGGUCCACUCAAAAUGAAAUCAAGGCCGCCUACUACAAGCUGUCGAUGCUCUAUCAUCCGGACAAGAAUCAGGGCAGCGACAGCGCAGCCAAGAAGUUUCGUGACAUCAAUCAGGCGUACGAGGUGCUGGGUAACUACCGACUGCGUCGACUCUACGACAAGGGAAUAGUUCACACAGCCGGAGCACAAUAUGCCCAGGACAUCCACGAUGCGCCCGAGCCCGUGGUGGAGGACGACCCCGAGACAAAGUUUUACAAGUCCCGCUUUCAGAAGUCCAAAGUAGCCGACUCCGAGGGCCGGACGCCCAUCUACAAUUUCGACGAAUGGUCAAGAAAUCAUUACGGAAAGUCAUUCGAUCGCCGCCAAGCAGCGCAGGCCAAGUACGAUCGCCUAAAGACGCAGAAGGAGAACUCCCGAGUCUCCACCCAGACGGAUGUUGUAAUGCUGGCCUUCAUUUUUGCCAGUGUGGCCAUUUACCUGAUGUUUCUCUCCGAGAGUUCCUACGAUACUCCAAAGCAAAGAGCCGAAGAGCGGCACAGGCGGGAAAUGGAGCAGCAACAGUCGGGGCUACCAGCAACCACCAGCACCACGGGGGGGAAGCCAUAGCCAGAUGCUCUAGUCCACAGUGUAUAUAGUAUAUAAUGCUU
Drosophila subobscura is the source of this 851-nucleotide messenger RNA. Its product is annotated as dnaJ homolog subfamily C member 30, mitochondrial. The record is from RefSeq and is a predicted model, not a curated record. The coding region runs from base 100 to 810 and encodes 236 amino acids. The transcript has a single exon. Lineage: Eukaryota; Metazoa; Arthropoda; Insecta; Diptera; Drosophilidae.